GAGAUUACGAGAUCGAGAAAAGUGAGAUCUUGGUAAAGCUGGAGCAGAAGGAAGGAGUGAUCGCCAAGAUGAAGACCCAGCAGAAGAGCUCCGACUCGGCCGCCGCCAAGGAAAAACGGCUGCUUAAACAGCAGUUAAAGGAGAAAGAAUUCGAGAUCAACAAACUCAACGAGAACUUGGAAAAGGCGGAGCGCAAACAGAAAGAGUACGAGGAUCUGAUCCAGCUGAAAGACGUUGAUGUUCGCAAAGCUGCGGAGGAAAAGGAAGGCAUGCUCAAAGCCAUGCGCGAGGCGUUCGAAGUGGCCUCCACCAAGAAGACCGAGUACGAGAACAAACUAGAGUCAGUGCGGAGAGAGAUGGAGGUGGAGCACGAACGCGAACUCGCGCGCGUACGCGAGAGUCACGUCACCCAAAUAUUGAUAUGGCGUGGAAACGCGAUACACGAGAAGGAUAAGGAAAGGAAAUUGGACAUAAAGGAAGAGUCAGUGCGGAGAGAAAUGCAGGCAGAGCACGAAUCCGAACUCGCGCGCGUACGCGAGAGCCACUCGCGUGAAAACGCGACACACGUGAAGAAUGAGGAAAGGAAAUUGGACACAGAGGAAGGGCAAGUGACAGUACCUCAGUCGCCAGGCGAAGACAAGAAGCUGGUCGUUCAGGUUGAGAAACUACCGUCGGAUGUGAAGACUAAAGUUCAGCCACUCAAGAAGACUGGAGAGAUGAAGACUGAAGGAAUUGAAGAGCCGGCAAGUACCGGGCCCAUGAGACGCCUCGCCCAGCGCAGACCUGCCAAGAACCGCACUUCAGACGAGUCCACCACUUCCGAGGAUAGCUCUACUCAGGAUCGCAUUGAGAUAGACGUUACUCCCAUCAUGGGACGUAGACGAACUCGCGCCGCCACAAAGGGCUCAAGAAAACGCCGAAGUAGCAGCGAGCUCUCCCUUGCCGAGAUCAAAGCGCAGUUGUCCGCCGCCAAGUGCCGUAGGAUGGAAACAGAUGACGAGACUCCUGGGUCUGUCUCCCGCUCUGUUCGAACCCGCUCCACCGCGGGUAGGACGAGCUCUGUGGUCAAAUCACGACCGAGUACAGCACGAAAAACAUCCACGCUCGUCACGCCUGGCAAGCCUCCCCUCCCUCUAACUCCCAAGAAUGAGAGCAGCACUUUAAGUCUUGCGGAGCACCAGUCCGCGAAGAAGAAGAAGAAAGGUUUCUUCGGCAAGCUUUUCGACUCCGCCGGUGACGAAAACUCCCCUCCCCGAGUUCCGCCAUCAGGGAAGAAGAAGAGAAAGCUUCUAAAGAAAGACAUAUCCGGUCCCAUGGACACAUUCUCCCCGACGCCCGUCAGAGGCUCAGUCAGCGAGGCGAGCAAAGAUGACCCUGCUAGACGAUUAAUCACUCGACAAUUGCGCUCAAGAAAAUAAUAAGAGAAAUCAGCAUAUAAGUGAGGUGUCCUUUUAUAAUUUACAAAAAAAGUCUGGAUUUUUUUAAUCGGAACUUUUCCAAACAAUCGUAAUAGCUAAUAAUAUAGUUGCAACUAUAACGCUAUUUGAAACCCACUACCAUCAAUUCACAGAAAAUGUCUGGAUCUUUUUGAUUGGGGCUUUUCCAAACAAUUUGAUAGCUGUUAAUAUAGUUACAACUAUAACGGGUAUUUGAAACCCACUAUCGUCAAUUAUUAUUUACUGCCAUAGAACUUGGACAUAUUCAAAUUUGGUCUGAUUGUUUAAGAUAGUGUUCUAUGGAAUACAUCUUCACCAGCGGAAAAUAAUAGAAAUCGCUAUUUUUAAAAAGAGGAAGGGGGGAGUUAGUUAGCAAACUAGAUUAUAUGUUGUUGUUGUUUGCAUAUUUGUAAGACAUUUGAAAUAUGUUUUCGUGAACCCAAAAGAAUGAGUUGUGUCAUUGGGGAACAAAAACAAGUUGUUAAUACGUUCCUUGUCACCGUGCUGAACUUUAUAGAAAAGAAACAUCGUUUAGAUAAAUCAGGAAUGUAUUGUAAAUACAAAGUUGAAAAUUGGAAAAUAAAUGUAGAGAAAUAUA
Molecule: messenger RNA, 2034 nt
Organism: Nematostella vectensis (starlet sea anemone)
Lineage: Eukaryota; Metazoa; Cnidaria; Anthozoa; Actiniaria; Edwardsiidae
Product: centrosomal protein of 164 kDa-like
Exons: 9
Coding region: 69-1418 (449 amino acids)
Source: RefSeq, a predicted model, not a curated record